Molecule: messenger RNA, 941 nt
Organism: Ruditapes philippinarum (Manila clam)
Lineage: Eukaryota; Metazoa; Mollusca; Bivalvia; Venerida; Veneridae
Product: complement C1q tumor necrosis factor-related protein 3-like
Exons: 3
Coding region: 373-882 (169 amino acids)
Molecular function (GO): protein binding
Source: RefSeq, a predicted model, not a curated record
UAGUGUAUUAAAAAUCUCUACUAAAACCUUAAUUUAUCUCAAACGUGAUGCUUUAAUGAUCUUUAUUCUAUAUUUAAGUAGAUAACAAUUUGAUAAAGUCAUUUUCUUAUGAGCUAAUUCAUUACUUGGAUUGACUGGCGGUUUCAAACAUGUUAGUUUUUGUUUGUUUCGUUUAUUAUUUAGCCGUAGCGAGUGCACAUGGAAUUCAAGAAGAAUCUUUUAGGAAAAAUAUCAUGAAUGAAAUAACAGCAUUGAAAACAAGACAGAAUUCGUGUGACAAAAAAGUUUCUGAAUUACAGGCUGUCGUAGAUGAACUACAGAGACAAAACUAUGAAUUGAAACAAGAUCGAAAUACUGGAAAUUAGGGAUGACAUGAAUCCGUCUAAAGAAAACUCUGUUCUCGAAAAUCAAGACUUUACAGACAAUGUUACAAGUAGCAGCAACCGACAGAGACGAAUGGUAACUGGCGGCCAGGUGGUGGCAUUUACAGUCGGCAUAUCUAGUUUCAAUCUAAAUCAUUUAGGAGAUUACCACACAAUCAUCUUCGAUAAAGCCAUCACCAAUAUUGGAAAUGCCUACAGCGUUAACUCUGGUAUAUUCCAAACACCACUGAAGGGAGUUUAUGUGUUCACCUUGACAAUGAUGGUUAUUCCCUACCACGCUGAGUAUCUGCAAAUUGUUGUCGAUGGAAAUCUAAUUACUGAUAUAGCUGCAUUUGCCUCCUCCAUUAAUGAAUAUGUUUCAACUACUAGGCAGUGGGUACUCGAUUUAAAAGCUGGGUCUGAAGUUUGGAUUAGAACAUCUCCGAUUGGAAAUAGAGGAGAGAUACACGGUCACAUGCACACAAGUUUCAGCGGAUUUCUACUGUUUCAAACUGCUUAAUUAUUAUAAUUUACUAAUGGCUGAAACAGUAACAUGAUUAAAUAGAUUUAAAAUCAAAA